ACUUACAUUAAAACAUUUUAGGAUUCUUUUAAAUAUUUUUUUUUACCUUUAAAAUCUAAUUAUGCAGUUUUAUUAUAUCAUCAAGGCAUUGCGCCAUGCAGACAGUGCGCGGCUGCGCGCAUUGACGGAUGGAUUUCAGACGAUGCAUUUUUUUUAUUCUCUGGAAGACUACUUGACACAAUGAGCGAGCCUCUACACAGGAUUUCGUAUAAACGGUAUCUAACUGAUGCUGAAGAGGAAAUUCCUCCAAGAACCAUACGAAGAUGGGCCCUAAAAAAAAGAAUUAAGGUAGCAGAAGACCUUGAGAAUGUUAUCAAGGAAUGUCAUAAGCCAUUCCCAGACACCAUCCCAGAAGACAUCCAGCUAACUACUCCUGAUGAAGAGUGCACUUCCAGUCCUGUUCAGAUAGAGGAUCCAGCGGAUUCAGGUCAAACAAAAGAUCAAACCCAGCUACUACUUCUGGCACUUAAGCUCAAACACAGUUUGACCAAUGACUGUCUUGAGGAUAUUAUGAGAAUCCUAAAUGUUGUUGGUGGUAAUGAUUCGGUAUGCAGGACAAAAUACUCCUUUUACAAAGCUUUCGAUUAUACCAAAGACAUUAUGAGAAUCUGUUAUUUGUGUGACCAGUGCAAUGACAUAAUGUCAGCUGAAAUGGACCAUGUUCAUUGUGUUCAAUGCAACAUUACUCAUGACAAAGCCAGCAGGUUCACCAAUAAUUUUUUCAUAUACCUCUCCUUGGAAGAUCAGAUAAAACUUUUGAAAAUUCCAGGAAUUGCAGACGAAUUGAAAGACCUCCAGCUUCGCAGUCAGGAACAGACAAAUGAAUUUGUAGAAGCUGCGUUAGAGUCUGGACAGCCUGUUAUGGGUGUCAAAGGACCAAGUGCAUUGUGUCGCCUUCCCAGUUUUGAUGUCAUUGAAGGGUCUGUGCCAGACUACAUGCAUUCAGUACUUCUGGGUGUUGCAAGAACUGAUUAA
Cyprinus carpio (common carp) is the source of this 975-nucleotide messenger RNA. RefSeq lists its product as uncharacterized. Lineage: Eukaryota; Metazoa; Chordata; Actinopteri; Cypriniformes; Cyprinidae. The transcript is spliced from 6 exons. The record is from RefSeq and is a predicted model, not a curated record. Bases 181 to 975 code for a protein of 264 amino acids.